AUGGGAAAAGUGCAAAAUGAACGAAAAAAACUUGAAGAAGAAGUGAAACAAUUUAAAGACAAACAAAAUAAAUUAAAACAAAUAAAAACUGGAAUUCAUACUGUUAAUUAUGAAAAAAUUUCAUCACAAUUAGUAGAUAAUUAUUUAUUACCAAAUCAUAAUUUACUUUUAUAUUAUCUUAAAAAUUUAUCAACAAAAAUGAAUCCACAAUCUACUAAUUAUCCACCACAAAUAAUAUUUGAAAAAAAUCAAACUAUGUAUACAAUAGCUGUUACUGGUUUUCAAUAUCAUCAUGAUCAAUUUAAAAUUAUUUUGCAAAGAAUUCAAUCUGUAAAUAAUUCAAUGCAAUCAGCUAAAGAUUAUUAUCAACAACAUUUAAAUAGAAUUAUUAGAUCUUUAAUGAUAACAUUUUUACAAGUUCAAUCAAAAACACGUUAUUGGCUUUUAUAUAAGAAUAUAUUUUCAAAUAAUAUAAAAGAAAAAAUAAAAGAAUAUGUCAGUAUGUUUAAUAUAUCUAUUGAAGAACAAAUAAAAACAUUAAUUGAACAAUGUAUUUCUAGUUAUCAAUUGAAACAUCUUGAAUUAAUACCACCUUUAUUACAACGAAUUAUCAUUUAUUAUUGUUGUUUUACACUACAAUUACCUUUAUUCGAAUCAACUAAAGAUCUAAUAGAUAAAAUAGAAAAGAAUACAAUAAUAACUAUUACGACACCAACUGGAUCAGGUCAUGGUGCAUAUUUUGCUGAUAAUCCACAAAAAUCACAUAAGUAUACAAAGGCAGAUGAAAAUGAUCAAACACGUGUUAUAUUUUAUGCUAAAGUUCUCUUAGGUAUUCCUUCGGUACAAAAUAAAGAUAAUUCAAACUUGACUUCAGCAUCUAUUGGAUCUCAUUCAGUUCAAGGAACAGGAGAUGAUGAUGAAGAAUAUAUCGUGUAUCGCUAUGGUCAAGCUUUACAUUAUUUAAAAAUAAUCUAUAAAAUAAUAGAUGUGUAA
Molecule: messenger RNA, 993 nt
Organism: Rotaria sordida
Lineage: Eukaryota; Metazoa; Rotifera; Eurotatoria; Philodinida; Philodinidae
Source: the annotation of a GenBank genome assembly